CCCUUACUGCAAGAAAUCACUCUCAAAUGUGUUCCAAUUUUUGUCGUUUGAACAGAGAUUGACCUCAACAAAUUUGCCUCCUCGUUCUCUCUUCUCUGCCUUACAACAAUUCAAAUUAACCAAAACCAUGCCUACCUUCUAUUCUCUGUUCUUGAUUUUGAUUUUUACAGUAUUGCCACUAUCUCUAUCGAAUCAGCAACCAUUGGAGGCUUUGCUUAACCGUUUGGAUUCUCAACGGCUAUCUGCUUCAGUUCAAGAAUCUGCGGCUAGAGGUGUUCUCAAAAGAUUGCUUCCUACCCACCUAACCAGUUUUGAGUUCAGGAUUGUAUCCAAGGAUGUUUGUGGCAGUCGCAGUUGCUUCUUGAUCAAGAAUUCCAAGAAAUCUAGCCAAAAAGGGCCCGAGAUAAUAAUUAAAGGAGCCACAGCAGUUGAAAUUGUAUCUGGCCUCCAUUGGUAUUUAAAGUAUUGGUGUGGUGCACAUGUCUCAUGGGAUAAGACUGGUGGCGUUCAGACGGCUUCAGUUCCCAAGCCAGGAUCAAUGCCUCUUGUUAGAGAGGAAGGGGUGAUGAUUCAACGUCCAAUACCAUGGAACUAUUAUCAAAAUGUUGUUACGUCCAGCUAUUCCUAUGUUUGGUGGGAUUGGGAAAGAUGGGAGAAGGAGAUAGAUUGGAUGGCUCUUCAAGGGAUUAAUCUGCCUUUGGCAUUCACUGGGCAAGAAACCAUUUGGCAGAAAGUUUUUUUGGGUUUCAAUAUUACCACUGAAGAGUUGAAUGAUUUCUUUGGUGGACCUGCCUUCCUUGCAUGGGCCCGCAUGGGAAAUUUACAUGGGUGGGGUGGCCCUUUAUCACAAAACUGGUUAAAUCAGCAAUUGGAUUUGCAGAAACGGAUCCUCUCUCGGAUGCUAGAGCUAGGCAUGACACCAGUGUUGCCAUCAUUCUCUGGUAAUGUUCCAGCAGCUUUGAAGAAUAUCUUUCCUGCGGCUAGUAUAACAAGACUUGGCGACUGGAAUACUGUGAAUGGUGAUCCUCGUUGGUGCUGUACUUACCUGCUGGAUCCAUCUGACCCUCUAUUUAUUGAAAUUGGGGAGGCUUUCAUUCGACAACAAAUUAAAGAAUAUGGGGAUGUGACAGACAUCUACAACUGCGAUACAUUCAAUGAAAAUUCUCCACCUACAGAUGAUACAACAUAUAUCUCAUCCCUUGGAGCUGCAGUUUAUAAAGCAAUGUCAAAAGGUGACAAAGAUGCUGUGUGGUUAAUGCAAGGUUGGCUCUUCUACUCAGACUCUGACUUCUGGAAACCACCACAAAUGAAAGCCCUUCUACAUUCUGUUCCAUUUGGAAAUAUGAUAGUUCUUGAUCUAUUUGCUGAUGUCAAACCGAUAUGGAAGACUUCCGCACAAUUUUAUGGCACCCCUUAUGUCUGGUGUAUGCUGCAUAAUUUUGGUGGAAAUCUUGAAAUGUACGGCUUACUUGAUUCAAUUUCUUCAGGACCUGUUGAUGCUCGAGUCAGUGAAAACUCAACCAUGGUUGGUGUUGGCAUGUGCAUGGAAGGAAUAGAGCAUAAUUCAGUUGUGUACGAGCUGAUGUCUGAAAUGGCAUUUCGUGCUGAGAAAGUUCAAGUUCUGGAAUGGCUGAAGUCCUAUUCACGUAGACGCUAUGGUAAAGCAGUUCAUCAAGCUGAGGCAGCUUGGGAAAUUCUCUAUCACACAGUUUACAAUUGUACGGAUGGAAUCGCUGAUCACAAUACUGAUUUUAUAGUUAAAUUUCCUGACUGGGAUCCUUCGGUAAAUUCUAAAUCGAACUUACCGAAAGAGAACCAGAUGCCUAUGCUCCUAACACUACCCGGAAAAAGAAGAUUUUUAUCUCAAGAAACAGGUGCUGAUUUACCUCAGGCACAUUUAUGGUAUUCUACGCAGGAUGUGAUAAUGGCCUUACAGCUAUUCCUUGAUGCUGGAAGCAGUCUUGCUGGAAGCCCAACAUAUAGAUACGACUUGGUUGAUUUAACUCGUCAAGCAUUCUCAAAGCUAGCAAACCAAGUAUAUACAGAUGCUGUGAUGGCGUUUCGAAGAAAGGAUGUAAAAGCUUUAGACCUUCACAGCCAAAAAUUUGUUCAACUUGUAAAAGAUAUUGAUGUACUUCUUGCUUCUGAUGAUAAUUUUCUCCUUGGAACCUGGCUUGAAAGCGCAAAAAAUCUGGCUGCAAAUCCUAGUGAGUUGAGACAGUAUGAAUGGAAUGCAAGAACACAAGUGACAAUGUGGUAUGAUAACACAGACGCGGUCCAGAGCAAGCUUCACGAUUAUGCAAACAAGUUUUGGAGUGGGCUACUUGAAGACUACUAUCUUCCUCGAGCUUCGACGUAUUUCGGUCAUAUGACAAAAAGCUUGAAAGAGAAUGAAAACUUCAAGUUGGAGGAAUGGAGGAAAGAAUGGAUAUUGUAUUCAAACAAUUGGCAGACUGGCAUGGAGACUUACCCAGUGAAGGCCAAAGGAGAUGCCCUUGCAAUAUCUAAACAACUGUUUGAAAAGUACUUUGGCUAGCAUUCACUGGAUCUAAAUAUUGGAACCAAGGCUGAUGCAUGAGGCAAUUUGAUAAAAUCUGUAAUUUGAUUUUCAAUACUGAUCAAGGUUUAUUCUUCGCAGACUUUAAAAAAUAAACAACUGAAUCCGUUUGUCAGAGCUUAUAAGCUGUGAAAUAUUUAUUUUUGUUUGUA
Molecule: messenger RNA, 2709 nt
Organism: Tripterygium wilfordii
Lineage: Eukaryota; Viridiplantae; Streptophyta; Magnoliopsida; Celastrales; Celastraceae
Product: alpha-N-acetylglucosaminidase
Exons: 19
Coding region: 128-2536 (802 amino acids)
Source: RefSeq, a predicted model, not a curated record